Hippocampus comes (tiger tail seahorse) is the source of this 1301-nucleotide messenger RNA. It is a transcript of the gene ubtd1a, whose product is annotated as ubiquitin domain containing 1a. The record is from RefSeq and is a predicted model, not a curated record. Gene Ontology annotation, molecular function: protein binding. NCBI's taxonomy places the organism in Eukaryota, Metazoa, Chordata, Actinopteri, Syngnathiformes, Syngnathidae. The transcript is spliced from 5 exons. The coding region runs from base 229 to 996 and encodes 255 amino acids.
CAAACGCUGAUCGGGCUUUAAUAUCUAUCGAUGCAAACCUCUUGUAUUCUUUUAGGUCUGUUCUAUUCUACAGGAUUCGGUGGAGAAUUAAUAGCAUUUUUUUCUUUUGCAUUUUCUUGUCCAUUUUCUCAUCUGUACACAAUCUAUGGUGCAAAUCCGAAGGCUUCUGUAGUACAACCUGACCCUUUUUGAUAUUUUCGUGGUCUCUUGAAAAAAAUCGGAGCUUGGAUGUGGCAAGCGAACUGCCGACGAAUGCAUCAUUUUGCAGACUGGAUUUCAGGUACAGUGAUGGGGGGCUGCGUGGGGAGGAGCAGGAGCGACGGCCAAGGGAGUGUCCGGAGCUUGACCAGGAGUAAAAAACGUGGAGGACGUAACGAGCCUCUCAAGAAGGAUCGUCCCAAGUGGAAGAGUGAAUACCCGAUGACCGAGGGCCAGCUCAGGAGCAAGCGGGAUGAGUUUUGGGACACGGCUCCUGCUUUUGAUGGACGCAAAGAGAUCUGGGACGCGCUGCGAGCAGCAGCCCUGGCCGCCGAGUGCAAUGACCUGGAGCUGGCGCAGGCCAUCGUGGACGGAGCCUGCAUCACUCUGCCUCACGGCUCGCUCACGGAGAGUUACGAUGAGCUGGGCAACCGUUACCAGCUUCCAGCUUACACUUUGGUACCACCUGUCAACCUCAUCAAUGAAACAUGCAGCGAGAGCAAACUUUGUGAAUCCACACAAAAGCAAGUGCAGCCUAUUCCCUGCAGGCAAGAGUUCCAGCUGCGUGUGCGACUGUCUUCAGGCGAAGAUGUGCGUCUGACUGCCAGCUUGGCCGACUCCAUCGCCGAGCUGAAGAAGCAGCUGGAGGAUCAGGAGUCAAUCGACGUGUCCCGCCAGAGGUGGUUCUUCUCUGGGAAACUCCUCACGGACAAGACUCGUCUGCAGGACGCCAAAAUCCAGAAAGACUUUGUUGUCCAAGUCAUCGUCAACAUGAACCCUCCACUUAUAGCCAACUGAGAGGAGUGCAAUAAUUGGGAAAAAAUGGGCAGAAAGCAAGAGAGAGAAAGAGAGAAAUUGGGCAUGAAAGGUUUAUGCACUGGAAUUUUCUGUACAAUUUUCUAUAAGAAUAUUGCUUUUAUAAAGUUUAAUUUUUGUAUUUGUUCUCCCUCUUUUUCCAAAUAACACUAAAAAUAAGCACUGGAACACUUUAGAGCUGAUGGUGGUACGCUUUGGCCUGUGAGCCAUACUGUAAACAAAAGCCAAGCAUAAAUACUCUUAACAUCAACGUGGAUGCAUUAUACUCUGAUUUCAUUCAGGAUUUG